Messenger RNA from Choloepus didactylus (southern two-toed sloth), 2733 nucleotides. It is a transcript of the gene GABPB1, whose product is annotated as GA binding protein transcription factor subunit beta 1. The transcript is spliced from 9 exons. Gene Ontology annotation, biological process: positive regulation of transcription by RNA polymerase II. Gene Ontology annotation, cellular component: nucleus. The coding region runs from base 205 to 1392 and encodes 395 amino acids. Gene Ontology annotation, molecular function: protein binding; transcription cis-regulatory region binding. NCBI's taxonomy places the organism in Eukaryota, Metazoa, Chordata, Mammalia, Pilosa, Megalonychidae. The record is from RefSeq and is a predicted model, not a curated record.
GUGUCCUUCCGCGCGCAGCACGGGGGACUUUUCGGUGGGGAUUUUGGGCGCCGACCAGACGCGGCAUUUUCGGAAAAUAGCGCUCUGUGCAGCUGAAGUGCUUUGUGUGUAGAGGGGCCGCAUCAGCCCGGCCGGGUACGAGGCGUCUCGGGUCCCGCACCACCUCCUGCUGCUCCCCCGUCGCCACUCCCGAAGCUUUUCCAGAUGUCCCUGGUAGAUUUGGGAAAGAAGCUUUUAGAAGCCGCACGAGCAGGUCAAGAUGAUGAAGUUCGUAUUUUGAUGGCAAAUGGAGCUCCUUUUACUACAGACUGGCUGGGAACCUCUCCACUUCAUCUGGCAGCACAGUAUGGGCAUUAUUCCACUACAGAGGUACUACUCCGGGCUGGUGUGAGCAGGGAUGCCAGAACCAAAGUGGACCGGACACCGUUACAUAUGGCAGCUUCUGAAGGCCAUGCCAGCAUAGUAGAAGUUUUGCUUAAGCAUGGUGCUGAUGUCAAUGCGAAGGAUAUGUUAAAGAUGACAGCUCUACAUUGGGCCACAGAACACAAUCAUCAAGAGGUGGUUGAACUUUUAAUCAAAUAUGGUGCUGAUGUACAUACACAAAGUAAAUUUUGUAAAACUGCAUUUGAUAUUUCAAUAGACAACGGGAACGAAGAUUUAGCCGAGAUAUUACAGAUUGCAAUGCAGAACCAAAUCAACACAAACCCAGAGAGUCCUGACACUGUGACGAUACACGCUGCAACACCACAGUUUAUCAUUGGACCUGGAGGGGUGGUGAACCUAACAGGUCUGGUAUCUUCAGAAAAUUCAUCCAAGGCAACAGAUGAAACGGGUGUAUCUGCUGUUCAGUUUGGAAACUCAUCUACGUCAGUAUUAGCUACAUUAGCUGCCUUAGCUGAAGCAUCUGCUCCGUUGUCCAAUUCUUCAGAAACUCCAGUAGUGGCCACGGAGGAAGUAGUUACUGCAGAAUCUGUGGAUGGUGCAAUUCAGCAAGUAGUUAGUUCAGGGGGUCAGCAAGUCAUCACAAUAGUUACAGAUGGAAUUCAGCUUGGAAAUUUGCACUCCAUUCCAACCAGUGGAAUAGGUCAGCCCAUCAUUGUAACCAUGCCAGAUGGACAACAAGUAUUAACAGUACCAGCAACGGACAUUGCUGAAGAAACUGUUAUAAGUGAAGAACCACCAGCUAAGAGACAAUGUAUUGAAAUAAUUGAAAACCGGGUGGAAUCUGCAGAAAUAGAAGAGAGAGAAGCUCUUCAGAAACAGCUGGAUGAAGCAAACCGAGAAGCACAAAAAUAUCGACAGCAGCUUCUAAAGAAAGAACAGGAAGCAGAAGCCUACAGACAGAAAUUAGAAGCUAUGACUCGCCUUCAGACUAAUAAAGAAGCUGUUUAAUUGAAAUGAACACAUAGUUUGAUUUUACUUUUGGUCAAGAAAGAAUACAAUUUUGAACUGUACACAAUAUAAGUACAGUCAUGGGAAUACAGGAUAAUAGAAGAGACUACAGAUUGAUAAUUGGACUUAAGCCAUGAGCUCUGAAUUCUUGUAAAAUAAAACUUUACUUUAGAAGUUGUGAAAUGUAUUUAAAACUGAAUUCUGUAAAUAGUUUUGUUUUUUUUUACAGUUCCAAAUGAGUUGAUAAAGAUUGUUGAAGAGAUCCAAAAACACAGUAAACCACUGUUUUUGUGAAUUUUUUGAUUUUAGUAUGAACCUUAAUUUCUCAGAAACAGAACAGUUUUAAGGGUGAUCGUUGAUUAGACCAAAUGUUAUGUAAUAAUUAUGUAGUGGCCUGAUGCUGGAAUUACUCUUGUAGGUAUAAACUUCUAUAUGAAAACAAGACUUCAACGAAAUCUUUGUACAGCUUUAAGUUGUCUCAGAAUCUCUGAAAACAUUUUUUGGAAAGCAAAACUUUUAUAUUUGUUCAAUUUCCGCUAUACCAAGUAGAUUUACAUGUAUAAGAAGCAAAUAUUUUUAAAAUGUUCUGUUUGUACAUAUUCUGCAUGUUUUAUAAUUUCAAAAUGCAUCAUUUGCUUUUCUGACAAAGAUGAUAAAAGUUACCAGGAAAAAAAAGCCUUUUAUCCUAUAGGUCGCUGAAAUUAAGCAAGCUGGCAGCCUAACUUUUGAAUGACAAUGUUCUUGGAAGGAGCGCUUACAAGAUAACUUGAAUUUGCAAAACCUGCAAAAUCUAUGCUUUUUUGGAAAUUUCAUAGUGGGGACGUGAAACUAUUCUGUGCCUUCCAUCAUGAUUUCCACAUGAAAGCACUUUAAGGCACUGGAUUUCAAGAUAAUGUUUUUGGAGAACUGAAUGCAUAUGGGUUUCUGAUAUAUUUCAUGAACUCAUCCUCCUCUCCCUCCAGGAAAUUAUUCUUACAGAAAAAAAUUGUUUUUUGUACGUAGAACAAUAACUUUUUGUACUACAGUGAUGCUAUAGAUGUGUCUAACAUAACUUUUAUUUUUCCUGUGAAAGCUGUAUGUCUGUGCCGUGACUUGCUUUCCUCACAAUACUGUUAAAUUCUACAAUGUAUGGACAUUAAACUCUGACAUAUUCAUUCUUUUUUGUAAAACAUAACUUCAAGCCCUUUUUCUUGCUUUAUUUUUAAAAUGUUUUAUUGCUUUAUGAAAAUGUUUAACCCUAAAACCCCUCUAGAUUACCUAUACUGUAUAAAGAAGCAGUUACCCUUAAAACUGUACUCUGGCCUACUUUUCUAUUUUACAAUUAAAUAUCUUUUCCACAUA